Zeugodacus cucurbitae (melon fly) is the source of this 2612-nucleotide messenger RNA. RefSeq names its product paraplegin (gene Spg7). Gene Ontology annotation, cellular component: m-AAA complex; membrane. Bases 213 to 2525 code for a protein of 770 amino acids. The transcript has 9 exons. Gene Ontology annotation, molecular function: ATP binding; ATP-dependent peptidase activity; metalloendopeptidase activity. Gene Ontology annotation, biological process: mitochondrial protein processing; protein-containing complex assembly. The record is from RefSeq and is a predicted model, not a curated record. NCBI's taxonomy places the organism in Eukaryota, Metazoa, Arthropoda, Insecta, Diptera, Tephritidae.
UUUAGUUGGUACACUGAUUUUUCGAUAUUUUGUAGUUAAUACAAUCGUUACCGGCGACUGCUUAAAAGUUAUCGAGCUAUCAACAAUGAACAAUACUAUUUACUACCUCUAAAAGUUUGAAUAUUUACAUUUACAAUUCUUUAUUUUUCGUAAAGAUUAGAAAACACAAUUGAUUAAAUACUAACGUUAAUAAAACAUUCAUUAGAAAAGAGAUGUUUAAAAUACAAGGUCAAUUAAGUUUAAUAUGUGCAAAACAGUUAUAUAAUGUGAAAGACUUACUUGUGAAGAAAUGUACGACUGAUUUUUACAAUAGUAAUAUCAUUAGACUCGCCAAUCAGUCCUUGCCAAAAAAUAAGAUAAACCAUUUCGCCAUUGAAUACAAAGCUGCAGUGAAUUUACUUGCUAGGUCUUGUGAUGUAUCCCCGUUGAUGGUGCGAAGAUUGCACACUUGUAGUAAUUUGUUUACUUCCAAUAAACCUCCAAAUGACAAGGAAAACACCGAUAAAACAAAUGGUAAUGACCGGAAUGAUGCUAAUAAAAAUGAAAAUAACGAAAAAAAUGAAAACGAAAACGAAGAUAAAAUGAAAUCAAUACUCUCGAAAGCGUUACUUUGGAUGUUUGCUAUUUACAUGCUAGUGGUCUUCUUGUCGUUAAUUAUAACACCUAGAGCAGAGCGUCCUGAGGGUUCGACGAGAUAUGUUUCUUGGAAUGAAUUCGUACAUCACAUGUUAUCUACUGGCGAAGUGAAAGAACUCAUUAUAAGGCCGGACAUGGAGAUGGUGACGAUUAUUUUACAUGAUGGUGCUAUAAUUAAAGGAAAAAAGGUUACAUCUACAAUAUUUCACAUGGCGAUAGCUGAUGCAUCUAAAUUUGAAGAAAAAUUGCGAGAAAUCGAAUCAAGGCUUGGUAUUGCUGAAGGUGUUGCUGUUACUUAUGAUAGACAUAGUGAUAUAACGGGACGAAUAAUGGUGUUAAUUUUGUUCUUCGCAUUGCUUAUGUCACUCGCGUCGAGAAUGAAGGGAGUCAGAAGUCCUAUAAGCAUGGAUUCCUUUUCUCAAAUGGGUAGGGCGAAAUUCACAUUGGUCGAUCCUUUUGAAGGAGGAAGAGGUGUACUUUUUAGAGAUGUAGCAGGCCUGCAGGAGGCCAAGCAAGAAGUGAAAGAAUUUGUCGAUUACUUGAAAGCACCAGAAAAGUAUCAACGAUUAGGAGCAAAAGUGCCAAAGGGGGCAUUGCUACUGGGACCUCCUGGUUGUGGAAAAACAUUGUUGGCGAAAGCCGUCGCUACUGAAGCUCAAGUGCCUUUCCUAAGUAUGAACGGAUCGGAAUUUAUUGAAAUGAUUGGCGGACUUGGAGCAGCAAGGGUACGUGAUCUUUUUCAAGAAGGCAAAAAACGAGCUCCAUGCAUAAUAUAUAUCGAUGAAAUCGAUGCAAUCGGGCGUCAGCGAUCUGGAACGGAAAGUAUGGGCCAAGGCAGUUCCGGUGAAUUAGAACAAACACUAAAUCAACUACUCGUGGAAAUGGAUGGUAUGGCAUCCAAAGAAGGAGUUCUUAUGCUUGCAAGUACCAAUCGUGCUGACAUAUUAGACAAGGCAUUACUUCGACCUGGUAGGUUUGAUCGCCAUAUACUUAUUGACUUACCCACACUACAAGAACGUAAAGAAAUUUUUGAAAAACAUUUAUCUGAUAUUAAACUGGAUUCUGAGCCCGCACAGUUCUCAAGAAAACUUGCUAGAUUGACACCUGGCUUUUCAGGCGCUGAUAUAGCUAAUGUAUGCAACGAAGCUGCAUUACAUGCAGCCCGAAAUUGUCAAACUAAAGUGUCCGCAGAAAAUUUGGAGUAUGCCGUUGAGCGGCUUGUAGGUGGAACUGAAAAACGCUCACAUGCUCUUUCACCAGUGGAAAGAAAAGUUGUUGCUUAUCACGAAUCUGGGCAUGCUCUCGUUGGUUGGCUUCUCCCCAAUUCUGAUAUAUUAUUAAAAGUGACAAUUGUGCCCAGAACAAGUCUUGCAUUGGGAUUUGCACAAUAUACACCUAGCGAACAAAAACUAUAUAGCAAGGAGGAGCUUUUUGAUAAAAUGUGCGUAGCACUUGGCGGCAGGGCAGCUGAAAAUAUAAUAUUCAACAAAAUAACAACUGGAGCACAAAAUGAUUUGGAGAAAGUUACGAAAAUCGCAUAUGCUCAGAUAAAGAAAUUUGGAAUGAAUGCGAAUAUAGGACCGAUAUAUAUAACAGAUGCAGAGGAAAGUGGAAGUUUCAAUCACCCAUUUUCGGAAAACCUACACAGGAUUAUCGACAAGGAAGCUCAAACUCUAGUAAGCACCGCAUACCAGAAAACGGAGGAACUAUUGAAAAUGAACAUGGAUAAGCUAGAAAAAAUGGCUGAAGCUCUGCUUGAGAAAGAAACAUUGUCUUAUGAUGAGGUAGUUACUCUGAUUGGACCACCCGCUUACGAUGUCGCAAAUAGAGCUUUGGAGCCUGUAGAAUUCGAAAAGUCUUUAAAAAAUCUGGGGGAAAAAGACGAAUAAUUUAUGUGUUUAUGAAUUACUUAGUGUUGACGUUUUUAAAGUUUUGUGAAUAAAAGUUGAAAAAAAAGCCAUUGUAUAAACCGAGAA